Molecule: messenger RNA, 1793 nt
Organism: Dicentrarchus labrax (European seabass)
Lineage: Eukaryota; Metazoa; Chordata; Actinopteri; Moronidae
Product: cytosolic sulfotransferase 3-like
Exons: 7
Coding region: 1-882 (293 amino acids)
Biological process (GO): sulfation
Cellular component (GO): cytoplasm
Molecular function (GO): sulfotransferase activity
Source: RefSeq, a predicted model, not a curated record
AUGGAUUUACCUUCUCGACCAGAACUGUUUGAUUUCCACGGAGUCUCAAUGACCCACUAUUUCACAGACAACUGGGAGAACAUUCAAAACUUUCAGGCCAGGCCAGAUGAUAUACUUAUUGCAACAUACCCCAAAGCAGGAACCACAUGGGUCUCCUACAUUCUUGACCUGCUGUAUUUUGGUCUGACGUCCCCAGAGAUUCAGACAUCCAUCCCACUACACCAAAGAGUGCCAUUCUUGGAGAUCAAUGUCCCAUCUGUGGAUUCAGGAAUUGACCUAGCAGACAACCUCCCUACCUCUCCACGACUCAUUAAAACUCAUUUUCCAGUCCAGUUUGUGCCAAAUUCCUUUUGGGGGGAAAACUGCAAGAUAGUCUAUGUAGCCCGCAAUGCCAAAGACAACAUGGUCUCUUAUUUUCACUUUGAUCGCAUGAACAUGGUUGAGCCAGAGCCUGGAGACUGGAGCAGCUACCUCCACAGAUUCAUGGAGGGAAAGGUGGUGUUUGGAUCCUGGUAUGACCAUGUGAAUGGUUGGUGGAAGAAGAAACAGACUUAUUCAAAACUCCAUUACAUGUUCUACGAAGAUCUGAUUGAGGACACUGGACGGGAAAUAGACAAACUCUGCUGCUUUCUUGGUUUGACUCCUUCAGUCGAGAAGAAGAAAAAAAUUACAAGUGGAGUGCAGUUUGAUAAUAUGAAAAAGAACGACAUAGUCAACCAUUCUACAAUCCCAUUUAUGGAUUUCAAAAUUUCUCCUUUCAUGAGAAAAGGGAUGGUUGGUGACUGGAAGAACCAUUUCACUGUGACCCAGAAUGAACAGUUUGAUGAAGACUACAAGAAAAAGAUGAGGGACCCCACACUUCAGUUCCGCACUGAAAUUUGAACAGUAUUGGAGCGUACUUGAAGAUUAAUGGAUAUUGUGUGGCAAAUCUGAAAGUUACUGUCUCUAAUUUGACAACUGAGGUGUGUAGUAUGUACCCAACUUGUUGCUGAUGUUAUAUGUGAUUGGUAUACAUGCAAUGAAGAGCAAAGGGUAUUUUAGCAAGAAGAAAAAAACAGAAAAAAGGUCCAUUGUGUAACAUUUAGGAGGACCUAUAAGCAGAAAUUUAAGAUAAUACUCAUGGGUAUGUUUUUAAUAGUAUAUAAUCACCUGAAACUUUGAUUUGUUUUUGUUACCUUAAAAUGAGCCAUUUUUAUCUACAGACAGGGGUGGGUCACCUUCAAUGGAGGUCACCAGGUUGAAUCACAAUGUUUCUACAGUAGCCCAGAACAGACAAACCAAACACUGGCUCUAUAGGGGCGUUCACAAUUUUUCCACAUUUCGCAGCCACCAUAGUUUCUCCUUCAAUUGGAAGGGGUUGGUGAAGUGAGGGAGUUGCAGUGUGCAACUACACCGCUAGAUACCAUUAGAUCCUACGCACUGGUCCUUUAAAUUAAUAGUUUAAAAGUUUGGGAAAUCUGCUUAUUCACUUUGUUGUGGAAUAUAAUAUAAAUACAUGAGAAGAUAUAUCUGGAAAUCGAUCUUCUUCUCAAAUGUCUAAUUAUUCCUUGAACAAUUACGUUGUUGCUGUAUGACUGCACUAUUAUUUAACUUUGAUACUCCUUUAAAGGACAGUAAAGGUCAGUUUGUAUCUGUUGCCAGAGUUAUCGUACUUUGAUCUUGAUGACACUGGGGUUUAUGAGGUACUGCUUUUUAUGUGAGCAACAAAAUCAUAUAGAACUCAAACAUCUGAAUCAUUCACCCUGUUUACUAUUUCAUUCUGUGUGUGAAAAGAUUAAACUAUUAAGACAAAA